Messenger RNA from Drosophila hydei, 2008 nucleotides. Its product is annotated as alpha/beta hydrolase domain-containing protein 17B-like. The transcript has 2 exons. Gene Ontology annotation, biological process: protein depalmitoylation. Bases 269 to 1909 code for a protein of 546 amino acids. Gene Ontology annotation, cellular component: endosome membrane; plasma membrane. Lineage: Eukaryota; Metazoa; Arthropoda; Insecta; Diptera; Drosophilidae. The record is from RefSeq and is a predicted model, not a curated record. Gene Ontology annotation, molecular function: palmitoyl-(protein) hydrolase activity.
AUGACAAUUAAAGAUAAAUGUCGAUGGAAGUAUUUGUAAUAAUACUUCUGAAGGAGCAACUAAUUCGAAUCCUAUGGCAGCAAGCUUAAAAUUUUGUGAAAAGCCUCAAACGACUCCAGCAGCGACAGAAUACGAAUCUAAUAACAAAAAAAAUAGGCAUGAUGAUAAUGAUGGUCUUUCAGCAUCCAAUUCGACUACAUCAAAACUUGUAGCAGAAAAAUUUCUCUAGCAAAAAAAAUUGGGCUGCACUUCCGCCUUGGCCCUUAGCAUGUGUUCUUCACAACAAUCAAAUAUUACUUUUUCAAAAGAAUAUGAAAAAAUAGAUACUAAACAACUUGGAAAUAGCUCACUAUAUGUCAUUAAAAAUACAGAUGAUAUGAUUGUGACUCCAUUUAAGCAACUUUAUAAUCCUGCUCCUACACUUCCAAUACACUCUCCACAUUCUCCCGGGCAUCUAAAUUCCUAUCCUAAUAUUCAUCAAAGAAAACUUUCCGGUCGGUACAUAGAUAAUAAAAUGGUCAAUCAAAAGUCUGCUAAAAAACUACUUAGUGCUAAACAAAUGACUGAAAACCCGGGUUUUUUCAGUGAAGGAGAAAAAUUAACAGCCACAACAACUCGUCCAAGCAAAGUGUGUAGAUGUACAAAACCACUAAAUCAGCAUGAUUGUAUACGAAAUUCUGCAAUAAAUUCUAUUGUUAAGGAUGACCAGAAAUGCGAUUUGGUAAAUUCGAUGCAUGGAAACGUCUCGAAUCAAAAAGAUAAGAAUGUUGAUGGAGAUGAAUUGCACAUACGCAAAAAUGAAAUAAGUGAUUUUAAAUUUAAAAAAAUAAAUAAAAUUGCGUCAAAGGUAAAUCCGCAACCUAGAUAUUCUCUUGGGGCUCAAGACAACCAUAAUAGACCUGAAUGUAUAAUUAAAACUAGUAAAUCUGAGCAGACAUCUCCAAACAUUGUCGAUUAUAAAAGAUCAAUUUUUGACUAUGUUUAUAAUAAGAGUACAGAUUCGUUGCUGCGAGUUUCUAGUAUGGACCCAUGGAUAAAAAAAAAUGAGUUGCUGGAGUAUGGCGUAAAUGAAGUAAAAACAAGUUCAGCAGACCCUUGGAUUAAACGUCCAAGUAGUGAUCACAAAAAAUCACCGUGCUCUAAAGAAAGAUUUAAGAAUGGGCAAUUAAUAUCGGGUUGUGCAAAAUCAGAUUUCCUUCUGGAAGCAAAACAAAAAUCUUACUUAAAACCAGAUAUGCCGCAACAAAAAAUACUUCGAAAUGGUGAAUCUAUACUGUCAGCACCUCCUUCCCCUAAUUCUAAAAAUGCAUAUAAUAGUACUAUAAAUUAUUCACAAAGCAAAAGUUUUCCGACAAAAUCAGCCAGUUUUUCACCAGCUAGAGGUAAGCCUUUACUUAGUUCAUUUGAAGAUUCCUUAUACGUCAAUUUAACAUCACUUCAAUCAACACCAAUAAAAUCCAAUUAUGUUAAAAAUCAAAAACAAUUAAGAUUCACAGAAAAUAUCACUUCCAAUCAUUUAAAUGUAUACACUUCCAAUAAUUUGCAGUGUAGGCACAGCUUUUCUUCAUUAUCUAAACCAAAAGAUGAACUGCAACUAAAUAUCCGUCGUCUAUCGGAACAAAUGAGUCAAAUGGACUAUGUACAAUUUUUAUUGACUAAUAAUAGCAAUGUUAAUAAUAAAGAGUAUGAUGUGACGAGAACUGUUGUCCAAAAUGCACAAACUUACGAAUUUCCAAUGUCACCUACUGAAUUGAAUAUAACGGAUAACAUCGGUUUUAAAAAGAUAUUGAAAUUUCAAGAAAAUUGUCACACUGCUAAAAACAACCCUAAAUUUUCAACAGUUCUAGAUAAAACAAAACUGUAUAUUAGCCAGCAAGAGCCAAAUCCAAUGCCAGAAACCACCUGUUAAACUAUUGUUCGAAAUUGGAUUCGUAAGAUGUGCUUAUGUACUUCUGUAUGUCUAUAUAUACAAAUCAAAAUAAGUUAAAUUAGAAUAUAUAAUACAUAA